Molecule: messenger RNA, 1480 nt
Organism: Suillus discolor
Lineage: Eukaryota; Fungi; Basidiomycota; Agaricomycetes; Boletales; Suillaceae
Product: arginine-tRNA-protein transferase
Exons: 11
Coding region: 101-1369 (422 amino acids)
Biological process (GO): protein arginylation
Cellular component (GO): cytoplasm
Molecular function (GO): arginyl-tRNA--protein transferase activity
Source: RefSeq, a predicted model, not a curated record
GCCUAAUGUGCACUCAUGAUAUCAUUGUGACACGAACGGCUCGCCGCGCACCAUCAACUUAGGCUCAUCGUCUACGUAUCAGCUGUAUUGACAUUUUAUCAUGCCUGUUGUUUCGGUCGGUAUGCCUCUGGGACCGGGGUGCUCAACUUGCGGUUAUUGUGGACCACUAGGAGAGCGAAGUAGUACCGAGACUAGCUUCAAGAAAGCAGGGUUUAUCGCGUCUCAACUGUCGUGCAGAGUCUAUCAAAAGAUGAUCUACCGAGGAUGGAGACGAUCUGGAACAUAUUGUUAUGCUCCUGAUCUAAGACGCUCGUGUUGUCCACAGUACACUAUCAGGCUUGAUGCGAUAGCAUUUAAGCCCUCUCGUAGCCAAAGAAAAAUCAUCAACCGAUGGAAUCAUUUUGUUAUGCAAGGUCACAAAUCAGAGGCUAGUAAUUUACUGCUACUACAGGGUAUAUCGUCUUCCCCGAAGCCACCCAAAUCAGAGGGUAAUGCUUCAAAACGCGAUCCUCCAAUUUUUUCUCUGUCUACCUCGAUACACGCCGCUGAGUCUGACUUCAUUUCUCCAAAUGCAACAGUCCGCCAUACAUUUAAGGUGACGCUCGAACCAUCAACCUACUCGGAAGAGAAAUAUGCGCUUUAUCUGCUAUACCAAAGAGAGGUUCACCACGACCCAUACAACACACCAGAAGACUUCAAGCGUUUCCUUGUAAAAAGCCCUCUAAUAAAUGAACCUAUCCCAUAUACUACAAGCCCACCUGACCAUCUUCCGUCACAAUAUGGUUCUUUCCACCAGAUGUACCGCCUUGACGGCGAAUUAAUCGCCGUGGGUGUCAUUGACAUCUUGCCUGAAUGCGUCUCCAGCGUGUAUUUCAUGUACGAUCCAAAGCACGACAAAUAUUCCCUUGGGAAGCUCAGUGCAAUCCGAGAGGCCUCAUUGGCUAGAGAAAUACAUAAUGCAGGUGCCAUCAGCAUGACAUCACUUGCCAUGGGGUUUUACAUCCACUCUUGCCAAAAAAUGAAGUACAAGGGCGGGUAUUCGCCUUCAUAUCUCGCCGACCCUGAAAAAUUUACGUGGUUUCCUUUGGCGGAUUGUAUUCCGCAAUUAGAAAAGUAUCGCUAUGCCGCUUUCGUGCACCCCGAAAAUUCGUUGGAAGGUCCACAGGAUCCUGGCGAAGGCCCUCCUGUUCACGUCUCGGAGGAGUUACUCGAUGAAGUGAUGGUCAUUUAUUCCAUGCAACAGGGGGCGAUAUCCAUAAUCCCCAUUAAUUUAUCUCACCAGUGGAACGAUGAAUAUAAUCGCGAGGAGAUUUUAAGUUGCGUCAAUGCGCUAGGAGAUGAGUUGGCAAGGGAGAUCAUAUUUCGGUAAUAGACGUUGAUGCGACAUCUCUGUUUUUUUCUCUGCGGUACAUGGCUAGAUUAAGUAGGCUUCGGCAUCUGCAAGCCAAGAGUCCAAGACCUUUAUAGUGUUAGUCAGCAC